Cavia porcellus (domestic guinea pig) is the source of this 990-nucleotide messenger RNA. RefSeq names its product olfactory receptor 13A1-like. Gene Ontology annotation, cellular component: membrane. The record is from RefSeq and is a predicted model, not a curated record. Gene Ontology annotation, molecular function: olfactory receptor activity; G protein-coupled receptor activity; odorant binding. The transcript has a single exon. NCBI's taxonomy places the organism in Eukaryota, Metazoa, Chordata, Mammalia, Rodentia, Caviidae. Gene Ontology annotation, biological process: G protein-coupled receptor signaling pathway. Bases 1 to 990 code for a protein of 329 amino acids.
AUGUCAGGCAGAAAUGGAGAGAAUAACCACACAAGCAUAGCAUUGUUUGUCCUGCAGAAUUUCUCUGGAGACACUCAGCUCCAAGUUUUGUUCUUGACAUUCUUCCUCCUCCUUUAUCUCAUGGCUUUGGCAGGAAAUAUCCUUAUCAUCGUGGCCAUUAGUCUGAAUCCAGUCCUCCACACCCCAAUGUACUUCUUCCUGACAAACCUUGCACUGUUAGACAUCUUCUGCACCUCUACUGUCCUCCCCAAACUGCUGGAGGGUCUACUGGCCAAAGGCAGCACCAUCUCUUAUAAGGGAUGCAUGGCCCAGCUCUUCUUCCUAACAUGGUUUCUGGGGGCCGAGCUCUUGCUGCUCACAGCCAUGGCCUAUGACCGCUAUGUGGCCAUCUGCUGUCCACUGCACUAUAGCACUCGGAUGAGCCAGUCUGUCUGUAUCCAGCUUGCAGGCAGUGUGUGGGUCAUCAGUGUGGUUAGCACAUCUGUGCACACAGGUCUGAUGGCACAACUCCAUUUCUGUGGUCCCAAUCAAAUCCGUCACUUUUUGUGUGAAGUCCCCACACUGUUACUACUGUCCUGCAGCCCAACCACCCUCAACAGCAUCAUGAUCGUCAUUGCAGAUGUUUAUUUUGGUGUGGUCAACUUCCUCCUGACUAUUGUGUCCUAUGGUUUCAUCAUUGCCAGCAUCUUGGGCAUCCGGUCUGUGGAAGGCAAGAAGCGUGCCUUUUCCACCUGUUCCUCUCAUCUGUUUGUGGUCUGUACGUACUACUCCACCGUCAUCUACACCUACAUCCUCCCAGGGUCUGGGUCAUCCAUGGAAAAUGGCAAAGUAGUUGCCUUAUUGUACACAGCAGUCAGCCCUACUCUCAACCCCAUCAUCUACUCUCUGCGGAACAAGGAUGUCAAGAUGGCCCUCAGGAAAAUAUUUCCCUUUGUCAAGCAAAGGAGGGGAAAGGGAAGCUGUAGAUUAUUCCAAGUAUUAACGAGCUAA